CUUAGCACAAUUGCCUGUGAAUAAUUCGGCCCCAGCACUAAUUAAUCUUCUCUUAACACGUUCUGCAAAAUCACUGUCUUCUGAGCCUCGUGCACAUGUUCAAACCCUGCUCAACCCUUUUCAACUUGCGAUGCUCUCAAAGUACGAUUCCAGUUUUCAUAGACUCCUUACUGCGAUUUUCUCUCGUUCCAUGAAAUUUCCCACUGAUGUCCCGGGGUUAUUUACAUUGGGCGAGAUUCGACUUGACGUUGCGGCAUGGAGAAGUGUGCUCUUGCAUAGUAAUUUUCCCUCGCAGUGUGUCCUUGAACAAGUCAUGUUUCGCAAAGCUUCCAAAAGAGAACAGCAUGAAUUUAUUGUACUGUAUUUUCGUCAUUGGGACGCCUCAGUGUCUGCGACCGCCCAUGUGGUCGUAGACCGUACUCCAAAGUCAUACUCGAAUGACAGUGGCUCCUCCACACCUACUACACAAAGUUCGUCAGGCAUCGCUUCCCCUUCAGCUUUACAAACUCCCGCCCUUGAUUCCGUUUCCACUAGCCCAGACACAGGUACUAGCCCUCACAAGUACCUAAAAUCAAGAUACGGCCAAUACAAACGUCUUUGCACCCUCACAUUCUCUGCAACAUCCGCACGCCCCUCGGCAACUCAGAUAUCGGUUCUUUUAUCUGUUAUAAGCACCCAUGCACCCAACUACCACCUGUAUCAAUUUCAAUGCUACUGGUUCGCCAGUACUAUCUGGGAGGCCAUAAAACAGCUCUUCCCUGGCUAUCUCGAGUCAACCUGCAAGGGAUCCGCUCUCCCUGCUAUGAUUUUAAGGUGGAUAAGGCAGACAGUGUGAAGGUCGUGUGCGAGGAGUACGCCAACGAGUGGAGGCGCCUCGAAAAUGAACCAGAGCUGAAGAGGCAAGCAGAACAUGCCAGAACACAACAGACCUGGAUGGAUGGUUUCGCUCAUGAUCUGGCUCAGCGCGAGGCAGAAAUUGACCGCUUGCUAGUGGAAAAUGCCCAAUUACGAAGUAGUUUGGGGUG
This is a messenger RNA of Suillus fuscotomentosus, 1025 nucleotides long. RefSeq lists its product as uncharacterized. Bases 131 to 835 code for a protein of 234 amino acids. The transcript has 2 exons. NCBI's taxonomy places the organism in Eukaryota, Fungi, Basidiomycota, Agaricomycetes, Boletales, Suillaceae. The record is from RefSeq and is a predicted model, not a curated record.